AUGGUGCUCGCUGAAGGCUAUCAUCGACUGCCCAUGUUGCUAAUGCUGCCAACAAAUCUUCCGGGAUCAUUCGACGGCAAGUACGGCGCCAUCGCCUAUCGUAUUGUCGUUAAGGUGCGGAAGUUUGAUUUCUUAUUCUCUACCAUUUUCACUACAUAUCUACGCAUGCACACUUACCGAAUCCCGUCAAUGGAAAGGAGAGGAAUGAAAAAAUGA
Molecule: messenger RNA, 216 nt
Organism: Cooperia oncophora
Lineage: Eukaryota; Metazoa; Nematoda; Chromadorea; Rhabditida; Trichostrongylidae
Source: the annotation of a GenBank genome assembly